CGGACUCAGCGGAGGUUUUUCCGGAAGUUUGGGAACUUGGAACUUGGGACUCGAAUUCUGGGGACUUCAUCAUAAUUCAGUUUUGAUUGUUCAAUCAAUUGCUCUGAUUUCGACUUUCACCCCGGUCUAUCCUCGUUGAGGAGAGCAGUUCAAAGAUGUCGCAAACCAUCGGAAAGACACGUCUCGCCUACUCUCGUACAUGGCACUAUGUCGACGUCGGCUCUGACCCGCGCUCGCUCGGCCGCCUGGCUUCCUCCAUCGCCCUGUUCCUCAUGGGCAAGCACAAGCCCAUCUACGACCCUUCGACAGACUGCGGAGACUACGUCGUCGCUGUAGGCUGCAGCGACCUGCGGACUACGGGAAAGAAGCGCUUCCAGAAGAAGUACUACACGCACACCACGCGGCCCGGCAGCCUGCGAAGCAUGACCAUGGACCAGAUGUUCGAGAAAUGGGGCGGUGGUGAGGUUCUGCGGAGGGCUGUUCGGGGGAUGUUGCCUAAGAACCGGCUUCGGGAUAAGAGGUUGGCUCGUUUGAAGACCUUCGAGGGUCUGGCUCAUCCUUACAAGGAGAAUAUCGUAAAGUUCGGCAACAAGUCGGUUAUUGGCAAUUUGCCGGAGGUGCAACAGGCCUUCAAGAAGCCUGAGGUUGAGGCUGAGGCCAAGCAGUCUGCGUGAACGGUGCCUGGUCAGGGGGACGAAAUCGAACAAAAGCGAAUUAUUCUCCCGCUCGGAUGCGACGCCAUCUGCUUCUGUAACUCUAUAUUUUCUGUGCUAUUUUAGGACCGAUUUUACUAGCGCAUGGGUGGGAGUUUUGUGACUUAUUGUUUUUUUCUUUCUCAGGAUAUCUUCUAUUCGAUCAUUCCCAACAGUUUCCUCCUUUGAAGCGGGAUUCAGUCGUCUACAUGUUCGGUGCUUUCUGUACUAUACGCAAGUGAAAGAUGGAUGAUUGCUAGAUGAAAUACCCUAUUCCCAGAGACUAUGUACAGUUAUGCCUUGGCUAACUCCCGUGACAAAUCAUGAAAUGCAAUCCUUUGACUGAG
This is a messenger RNA of Aspergillus novofumigatus IBT 16806, 1039 nucleotides long. Its product is annotated as mitochondrial 54S ribosomal protein uL13m. Gene Ontology annotation, cellular component: mitochondrial large ribosomal subunit; ribosome. The transcript has 3 exons. Bases 156 to 674 code for a protein of 172 amino acids. The record is from RefSeq and is a predicted model, not a curated record. Gene Ontology annotation, biological process: negative regulation of translation; translation. Gene Ontology annotation, molecular function: structural constituent of ribosome; mRNA binding. NCBI's taxonomy places the organism in Eukaryota, Fungi, Ascomycota, Eurotiomycetes, Eurotiales, Aspergillaceae.